This is a messenger RNA of Doryrhamphus excisus (bluestripe pipefish), 8579 nucleotides long. Lineage: Eukaryota; Metazoa; Chordata; Actinopteri; Syngnathiformes; Syngnathidae. The record is from RefSeq and is a predicted model, not a curated record.
AGCGAACCACUUAGAUGUUCCUUCCACCACUAAAGUAUUUUUCUACCCUGAUGGACAAGCGUAUGAUUUACCAGGAUUUGGUAUUGUUUCGUGUGAUUUAUCGUAUCGUUUGGUGCAGUGUGGCUUUAAGUGGCAUGUCGGGUCAGGACCUUCUGGGUUGUGUCGUCUUACUCGGGCCCGCUCGCCCCUUUUUCUCUUAUUUAUGUUUUGGUUGAGAAGGUGCACGGGUUGUUUCCGCGUCUGCACGGCCCUUUCACAUGUUUCCAUGUUUGCACACUCUGGAAUAAAAGCUCAUGCAAGGUGUGACGAGAAGACGUGGUCACUGCGUGUGGAUCGCCAUGAACAAACCCGCAGCAGAGCGUCGGCGAGUAGAAUUCAGGAGGCGUUUGAGGAAUGCGAGCGACUGGCAGGGCCCGAGCCGCGGUGUCGGAGGAUGCCGUGCACGUGGGUGUGAACUGCACCGAGUCACACCACCCCUGGAGGGGAGGGGAGGGGUGGGGUGGGGUGUUCCCGCCAGAGCGCUCCAGGCAUUCGAGAGCGGCGGUCCAAGCCGCAGGAUCGCUGACACCGCAGGACUUGGCUCGCCGGACAAGGAGCCGGUCAGAGAGGGCCGCCACUGAAAGCCUCUUGUCGUGCAUGUGCGCUGCGGGGCGACGUCCACAUGUGCUCUUACAGUACGUGUUUGUUUUUCCCAACACUCACAGCCCGCCGAGCGCAAGGCAAGGCAGCAGGUGGCGCUCUAACCGCCCACUUUCACUGAGCCCACCCCCCCCCCCCCCCCAAAACUCCCAAAAUAUUCUAACUUUGUGACCGCAAAGCUUUUGUUUCUCCCACAAAAGCCAUCCAUUUUUUAUAUCACUUACCCUCAUUCGGGUCAUGCUGGAGCCUAUCCCAGCUGACUUGGGACGAAAGUGGCCAGCCAAUCACAGGCCACAUAUAGACAAACAACCAUUCCCACCCACAUUCAUAACCUAUGGACAAUUUGGAGUCGCCAAUGAACCUCCACACGGAGAUGCCCAAGCAGAGAAUCGAACAUGCUACCCACUCGACCACCGUACGGCCCGUUUUUAAAUCCGCCAAAACAAAAGAGUUUUCUGCCUGCACAUCCCACCUUCGCCGUCCAGAGGGCCGGUGAUGGUGACUGCAUGGCAUGCCGCCAUCUUAGCUUAGAAAGCCAUCAGUGUCUGUGUCUGUGGGAAUGUUGGCUUGGGUGAAUUGAUCCAAGGUGUCCAAAGUGCGGCCCACGGGCCAUUUUUUACCAGCAGCUCACUUUUUAAAUAGCCAUAGGUAUAUCGUAAAAAUAAUAUUUAGAUUAAUUUACAUUAAUGUUAAAAAAAUAUAUAUUAGAGCGCCCUUGUUUCUUCAGUUUUUUGUUCAUUUUCAUGUCUGACACCAUUAGAGGUACCAAUACCCUGCUGCGAAAAACCGGCAUACACCAGCAUACGUUGUGUUUUGGUGUUGGUAUGGUGGUCCUCGCACGGAAACACAACGUAUGCUGGUCUAUGUUGUUUUUUUCAGCAGGGUAUAUGGACAAAUAUAACGAUGACAACAAAAGGCAGUACAAUGCUAUAGCUAUUGAUGUAACAACUUGGCCUGUUAGCAAGAAAACAAUGGAAGAUAGCAGCUCUUAAAUUAAUAAAUUAAACUUUUUAUAGGUUAUUUUUGUUGCCAUAAUUCAUUCAUCAUCUGUCCAAGCAAUGUACUACAAAAUACUUGUAGUAGUACCAGGCAUUAACAUGAAGCAAUACACUGAAGAAACAAGGGUGCUCUCAUCGUUUUUCCCCGUGACUAUAAUUUAAAUAUUAGACGAGCUAAGAGGAAAAAGGAGCGUCUUGAGGUGAGAAACACGGUUGAAUUCCAGAAAUGUUGGUGUUGAUCUCGCCGCCACAUGGUGUCUUUGGCAACAAUCACGUCUUCAGUGAUGGUAAUCAAUGGAUGUACAUUAUUUCUGAUGGGGGGGGGGGGAAGUCGGACCUUCUGGAACGGAUUAACAACGUUCUUCGCUGGAUGGCUUUCAGCAUCCUAAAUGUGCUAAUUAUAGCCACAGGAUCCAUGAGUCCUUUUCAUGUUUCUGUCCGUUGCUUUUUGAGGUGCCAGCAUUUGUUUGUGACGGCGCUCACCACCAACGUAUCUGACGGCGAAUCCCAUUCCCCAGAAGCAUCGAGGCGUGCGUGCGUGUCACUUUGAAGCCUUGUCGUCCAAAUGGAGCGUCCAAAUUGCAGCCGUCGUAUCGCCAUCAAGACUUUUUUUUUUUUUUCUUGCGGGACAAUCACACAAACAAGCGAGAUCUUUUAUGUGAUUCUUCUUGAUGUCGGCAGGCCGCGACCUCAUCGGUGUGCGUGUUUUGUUUCCUGUGAGGCCAUCGAGAUGAAAACAGGCCGCCAUGUUGUUAUCCAUUCAUUCAUUCAUUCAUUUUCUACCGCUUUUCCUCACGAGGGUCGCGGGGGGCGCUGGAGCCUAUCCCAGCUGUCUUCGGGCGUGAGGCGGGGUACACCCUGGACUGGUGGCCAGCCAAUCACAGGGCACCUAUAGACAAACAACCAUUCACACUCACAUUCAUACCUAUGGACAAUUUGGAGUCGCCAAUUAACCUAGCAUGUUUUUGGAAUGUGGGAGGAAACCGGAGUACCCGGAGAAAACCCACGCAUGCACGGGGAGAACAUGCAAACUCCACACAGAGAUGGCCGAGGGUGGGGAUUGAACCCUUGUCUCCUAGCUGUGAGGUCUGCGCGCUAACCACUAGACCCAAAUGGAAUGGAAAAGUGACGAUGUGGUGGAAAAGAAGCGCCGUUCGGGAGCAACGACGCGGAGAACCUCGAUGAUAAGAACUGAGACACAAACGUGACGUCACAUUCUGCUCUCUUGAGAUGCCUUUCACAUCUCAUCCAGAACUUUCCAUACGUCCCACAGCAGACGAGUGGGCCCAGCGCCGCCACCUGAGCCUCCUGUGAUGUCUUCACCUCGCCUUUGCUCACCAGACAAAGUCCGAGCGGCGGAAGAUCUGACCCGACACGAAUGUGAGGAAGAUGAGCGCUACCACUACCCCCCACCCCCGCACCCCCGCCACGAGGGAAGAUUUGUUUGUUUGUCAUCAAGACUGACAAUCUCGGUGGCGGCGGCCCAGCGUGGUUAGUCCGCCGAGACACAAACGUCGCAUUUUGCAGUCAAGUCGCACGGAGACGACGAAGUGCGGCGCUCCUUUUGCCGUCUUCGCCUGCGUGUGAAAUAUUCCAGCCGACAGCAACGCGAGCGGCUCUGGCCAAACGCUGGCGGAAGCUCCUAGACGUAAAAUAAACACCAGUGGCACCAAGACACUCGCACUAUGGCGGGCGCAUACAUCACUGUCCAAUGCCGUCCUAUUAGCUUCAAAUGGAUGCUUCUUUUUGCAUUACUUGGUUUUCGGCCAACAUUUUUCCCUGGUUUUCGCCUGCUGCCUCGGUCAGAAACUAGGUCUCAUGGAGGGCCCCCACAAACGUUUCUUAUUGGGUGAUAAAGAGGAAAAACUGGUGAAGAAGUCUCAAAGUACGACGACGCCGCGCCUUCGCCGCCAUUAAAGGUAAAAGCGAUGGUAAAUUAUCACUUCCUUCCACAGUGGGAAUCAUUUCACACGCAUGAUUGUCUGCUAAAUGUACUUUGUGUGAAUAUUUUGGGGUGUCCGGAAUGCAUGAAUUGGGGUUACAUCAUUUCCUGUCGGGAAGAAUCGCCUGGCUUUUUGCAGUUCUCGGUUUUAGGAACAUUUAUUUGGUAGUACCACCGCUCCUCCUCGCCACUCGUGUGCUUUUAUCACUAAUAACGUCAACACCCGGUCCGUGACGUCCAACAAGUGCAGUCCACUUUUUAAUUGGACUGUGAUCAUUCCAUAUUGUGCGUGUGUGUGUGUGUGUGUGUGUGUGUGUGUGUGUGUGUGUGCGUGUGGAGGCUGGCCCCCGGUCCACGAUUACAUCACCGCCCAGCAGUCUACUUGGGCACACAGCGCGGCGGCGUCACUCCAGAAGAAGAAGAAGAAGAUGAGGAUCAAGAGGCGCGCCGGACCGCCCCAGGACGUCCACGGACGCGGACCCCGUCCCGUGACGUGAGGCGGGAGGACAAGAGGACGUGAAGCGAAGUUCGCGGAGGACAUGGCCGACUGUCCCUUGCCGCUGCUGCUGACGCUCGCGCUGCUGUCCGCGGGCGCGUGCCAGCACUACUUCCUGCUGCGUCCCGUCCCCAGCGACAGCCUCCCCGUCGUGGACCUCAAGGAGGACCCCGACCCGCUGCUGGACCCGAAGGAGAAGGACCUGAACGAGACGGAGCUGCGGGGCGCCCUGGGCGGACACUUUGACGCCGACUUCAUGUCCGUGCACGAGCCGGACGGCGAGGGGGCGGCGGGCGAGCCCGACCCGCGGCCCCGCCUCGGCGGACCCAUGCCCAAAGAGAUCCGGGCCAUGGAGUUCGAGGCGCCGCACGGCAAGAAGCAGAAGCCGGGCAGGAAGCUCCGGCGGCGGCUGCAGCUGUGGCUGUGGUCGUACGCCUUCUGCCCGGUGGUCCACGCCUGGAACGACCUGGGCAGCCGCUUCUGGCCGCGCUACGUCAAGGUGGGCAGCUGCUCCAGCAAGCGCUCCUGUUCCGUGCCGGAGGGCAUGCACUGCAGGCCGGCCGGGUCCUCCCACCUCACCCUGCUCAGGUGGCGCUGCCUGCACCGGAAGGCGGCUCUCAGGUGCGCCUGGAUCCCCGUUCAGUACCCCGUCGUGUCCGAGUGCAAGUGCGCCUGCGCCAACUGAUCGGCGCUCGAAAGUGAUUGAUUGACGUUCGGUGAUUGAAAGCGAAAGUUGGUGGACAGCUGUUGACUUUUGUUGCCGCUUCCGGGAAAAUUCAACACAGAAGUGCAGCCUUCAGUGUAAAACGAUGCAUUGAUCGGGAUCAAUAACGGACACCAAGCUAUGAAAGACUCGCUCCCAAAUCACGAAUGUUCUUGUCGCACCCCAGCUGUCAAUCAAACAUUGUUGUGACAAGAUGCUCUCUGUGGAGGUCAGCGUUGAGCUGAGACUUGAAUAACUUGAUUAAAACCUGGCUUCAUGGCCGUCUUUUCCCGUCUUUGACUCGUGGUGGAAGGUAGUGGUAAUGUCGCCCCCUGCCGGACAAAACAAACAGCUCAGUCCGGGUUCCAUUCGCAACACUUUAGUCCUCCUGAAAAAGCUCGGCGCUAAAGUUAUUAGUUCUUAGUGCCCUCUAGUGGCUGCAGUGGUUAACGGCAUUCAUUUGUUCAUGUUUGAGCUGCUGUCGUUCUCUACUCACGUGUUUACAUGCUGUCGUCAUGGCGAGGUCAUGUGACAUCAACACCACACAGUCCCAGCAGGUUCGUCACCUGAGUGUGAGGAGACUCGCCGCACACCGGUCAGCCUGACUGCCGCCGAGGUCACAUGACACGGUCCGUCCAAACGACUGCAAUCAUCAGGAGUCUCCGUGUUGGCACAAACAGAAGCAGACUGUCAUCGGCCUGCUGCUGGACUUACUGCACUAAGUAUGAAGACAAACACACACUCUUAAGUCAUCCCACACUGUAUGUGUGUGUGUGUGUGUGUGUGUGUGUGUGUGUGUGUACUGCCUUGUUUAUUUUCUGUUCUUCUAUUAUCAAUGUUAACAAUUCCAAAGUGAUGCACGAGAGGGCCGGGUGGUGGUCCUGAUGUGAGUACACUGCACCCUAGUGGACAGUCACGUGACGACCCCAUCUGUUUGCAGGUCUCCAUUGGACCAUAAAUCACACACACAUGAUGGGAUGCACUCUAGUGUGUGUGUGUGUGUGUAAUCGUAUGAUUUUUUUUCACUUUGAUUCAUUCAACUUGUGUGCACAAAUGCAUUCUAAGCUUAAAUAAUCAGUGUGGCCGCAAGGUGUCGCCAAAAGUCAAUUUCCCCUGCCUCGAGGCAGCUGCAUCGAGUCCCAUUUGACGAGGUAAUAAGGUAUUAUGUCCAGCAGGUGGCGCCAACAAUCUUGUUUCCCUGUAAACAGCUGGACGAAGCUGCUGUAUAAAGCAAAACCUUAACGUAAGUCAUUUUACAAAACUAAAAUUGAAGUUGAAAUAUUAAAGUUUCUAAAAUACAUUUUUUUAAUUGGUCACGAGAAAGUAAGUUAUAUAAGAAAAUAAAGUUGUAAUUUUUGGAAAAUGGGUUGUGAAAAAGUUACAUUACAACAAUAAAGUCAAAAUAUGUGAAUAACAUGAGAAAAGGAACAUGUAAAUGUUGAAAUAUUUGGAAAAGAAAACGUUUACAAUCAUAAUGGUCUUUCUCACCAUCACAAAACUGAAAUGCACCUUUAAAAAAUCACCUUAAAAUAUGUAACUUCUUAGCAUAUGCCCAUAGGUGUUAUAUAUUAUACCUAUAUUAUAGGUUAUAUUUCAGUAUGCGACCUAUUGUGGAAUAAGUAAUGUAUUAUUGCGUCCGCUAGGUGUCGCCAAACAUCAAUAACCUAACUUGACGAGCCAGCACAACCGGAGUGGAUGUUUUGUUUUCAUAAAUCAAAGUUAAAGUAAGGAAACUUUGGCGGAAACGGGUGAGGGCCGGGUACCAAGGGCAGUUUCUCCCAGGAAAAGCGGCAGGAUUUAUAAAUACCGUUAAGAUGCCACCUUAACAAGUGGUUUACUUUCCGCUAGAUGGCUCAGGCCUGCAUAGCAAAGUGGAUGUGGGCGGCAUCUUUUUGGUUGAGGUGCACACCAGCGCACACAUUGUAUGAUGUCAUGGUUUAUUUCAAAGAAGUUGAAAAAUGAGUAUCAGGUAGAAUCCACAUCGAUAGAAACAUAUUUACAGUAUAAAUUAAAUCAGUGUACGUGUGUAAUACUGUUGAUGAGACAAUUAAAUUAGAGGCUCCACAUUCAUAGCACCUUUGGUCCAAACACAAAAAUGUACAAAUGACAUAAGGAAAAAAAGGUCACAUUAUUUUUGUUUUCAUAGCGUCGUGUGGAAAAAACGCAUCAGACGAGCGUCCACGGCGAGCGGUGGUGAGCUCGCUCGUCCAGCUGCGAGGUUUUGACGAGGAGCUGAGGCACUGAGGGGGCGGAGUCGCACUCAUUGGUAAGUUGGUAAGACACAAGGUGCGACUUCCUGCUUUAAACUCAACGCUGUCCGUGAUGAAGAUGGCGGCAGAGUUCUGAGGGAGGCGGAGGCCUCACGGCGGCCGUUCCCCUCAGUGGUUCCGCUGGUUGAAGAAGCCGACGCUGGUCGGCGACUCCUUCACGGUGACCGUGAUGAAGUUGGCAGUGAUGUCGGUGACAAACACUUGUUCCAGAAGGCUCCGCGCCGGCCGCCAGUCUGUUUCCGUGUCCGACUCGGUGGCGGCGUCGCCGAGGCUGGGGCGGCUGUUGCUGGGAUAGGAGGCGGCGUCUGGUUCCGAUUCGCUACUGCUGCUCUCGUCGGAGUCGCCCGUGCUGAGCUCGUUCAAGCUGCGGCUCGGUUUGCGCUCGUCCUGCCUGCCGGCGCCUGCCGAGCGAGCGCCGCCCGCUGACAGCGACGCGUCCUUUCUGCUCUUCUCAGCGCCGCCACCGGCAGGAAGAAUCGGACGCUGCGCUCCCGUUGACAUUCGAGAGUCCUUGAUCACCACCAGGCUGCCGCUACGUGAACUGGAGCGCACGGCCGCGCCGCUAUUCCCCUGGUGGCCACCGGGUGGCGUCUUCGUGACGCUCUGCAGGUUGAGUGCGCGAAGGCUGAGCGCCUGAUUGGCCGCUCGGUGUGACGACGACGACGCUUUGGAAAGCACUUGUUUGUGUUGGCCCGGCGCCGAGUGACCGCCGUGGCUGUCCUGCCUCCUGUGGCCCAGCACGGAGCGCUGACCUCCAGCCUGACCCCCAAAGCUUCCUGCUGAACCUCCGGCCAGUUUCAGAGGGGGCGGAGUCGCUUUAAAGGCGUCUCCUCGCCCGCCGCCAGACUCGGAAAUGGAGCGCUUCAGCUCGGAGAGCAAGCUCUUUGUUUGCGGUGAACUGCCGGCUUUGACGUGAGAGGGCGACGGCGAGGAUGCCGGCAGGGGGCGGUUCCAAGUGCAGCCCUGAGCGCCGCCUUUGGACGUCGCCGACUGAGAGAACGCGGAGCUGUGGGCGGCGGACGUGGUCUCGUCCCUUCCGGUCCUGCUCAGCCCGGUGUAAGUGAAGCUGGCCGGCUGCAGCGGCUUCUUGACCCCCGGCCGAGACUCCUCCCUGGGAAGGCGGAGCAGCUGGUGGUGGCGUGGGGGCGGAGUCAGCUGUCUACUUUUGGACUGUUUCAGCGCCCUCAGGUCCGGGUGAAGCGGCUUCCGCCCACGCUUUUUACGCGGCGGGUCGGGCUUGGCCAGCAGGAUCUGGGGCCUCUUCUGGGGGACCGGGUGGAGCCGGGGGCUCGUUUUGGCCUUCUUGUGCUCGUGCUCGUCAUCUUCCUCCUCGGACGACGACGGCGAUGACGACAGGCCCGAGUAGGACGACGACGACGAGCGGCUUUCUUUGGCAGCGGGCAGUGUCGGCAGCUGAAGACGAUAAUCCAUACAGCAAAAUAAAUAAAGCACAUUUUUAGCUCCCCCCAGUGGUUGGAAGUGGAACUACUGCUUUGUGUAUCAGCAAAGGAUGUUCGAGUGCAGGCUAGUU